UGAUCCCAAAAGGCUGAGCAAGCCUCACCAAGAUGAAGCUGCCAGGCCAGGAGGAGUUUGAUGUCUCCAGUGCUUAUGAAAAUGUGCCCACAGGAGAGCUGGUCAGUGGUCCUGGCUCUGGCCCCAGCUCUGAUGGCUCCUCAGACACUGACAGCAGGGAACUGGGGGUACCCAAGGACCCUCUGCUCUUCAUUCAGCUGAAUGAGCUGCUGGGCUGGCCCGAGGCGCUAAAAUGGAGAGAGACAGGCAGGUGGGUGCUGUUUGAAGAGAAGCUGGAGGUGGGCGCGGGCAGGUGGAGUGCCCCCCAUGUGCCCACCCUGGCACUGCCCAGCCUGCAGCAGCUCCGCAGUCUACUGGCCGAGGGCCUGGUCCUGCUGGACUGCCCAGCUCAGAGCCUCCUGGAGCUCGUGGAGCAGGUGACCAGACUGGAGUCGCUGAGCCUGGAGCUGAGAGGGCAGCUACAGUCCUUGUUGCUGCAGAGACCUCAGCACCUCAUCCAGACCACAAGCACCAGGCCCUGUUGGAGGUCUGCCGAUCCAAGACAGGCUUUUCACGAUGAGGAAGCCCCCCUGAAGGAACAGUGUCAGAACCCCCUGAGACAGAAGCUGCCUCCAGGGGCUGAGGCGGGGGCUGUACUGGCAGGAGAGCUGGGCUUCCUGGCACAGCCAUUGGGGGCCUUUGUGCGGCUGCAGGAUCCAGUGGUGCUGGGGUCCCUUAUUGAGGUGCCCCUUCCCAGCAGAUUUUUCUGCCUCUUCCUUGGUCCCCCCACACUGGGAAGGAGCUACCAUGAAAUGGGCCGGGCAGUGGCCAUCCUCCUCAGUGACCCGCAAUUUCAGUGGUCAGCUCGUCGGGCCAGCAACCUUCACGACCUUCUGGCAGCCCUGGAUGCUUUCCUAGAGGACGUGAUAGUGCUCCCUCCACAUCGGUGGGACCCGACAGCCCGGAUGCCCCCGCCUAAAUGUCUGCCCUCGCAGCAUAAAAGGCUUCCCUCGCAAAUGCGGGAGGUCAAGGACCUUUCAGCCCGGCGUGGGGCUCCGGCUGAGGACAAGCACGGCCACCCGCCGCACGCGCCCAGCCCGGAGUUGCGGCGGACCGGCAGGCUGUUUGGGGGCCUUGUCCAGGACGUGCGCCGGAAGGCCUCGUGGUACCCCAGCGACUUCUUGGACGCCCUGCACCCCCAGUGCUUCUCGGCUGUGCUCUACAUUUACCUGGCCACCAUCACUAACGCCAUCACUUUCGGGGGGCUGCUGGGAGAAGCCACCGACGGUGCUCAGGGGGUGCUGGAAAGUUUCCUGGGCACGGCAGUGGCUGGAGCUGCCUUCUGCCUGAUGGCCGGCCAGCCCCUCACCAUCCUCAGCAGCACAGGACCAGUGCUGGUUUUUGAACGCCUGCUCUUCUCCUUCAGCAGAGAUUACAGCCUGGACUACCUGCCCUUCCGCCUGUGGGUGGGCAUCUGGGUAGCCACCUUUUGCCUGGUGCUGGUGGCCACGGAGGCCAGCGUGCUGGUACGCUACUUUACCCGCUUCACCGAAGAAGGCUUCUGUGCCCUGAUCAGCCUCAUCUUCAUCUACGAUGCCGUGAGCAAAAUGCUGAGCUUGACCCGUGCCUAUCCCAUCCAGGGGCCUGGCUCUCCCGCCUAUGGAUGCUUCUGCCAGUACCCAGACUCUGGAGGAAAUGAGUCUCAGUGGAUAAGGACAAAGCCAAAAGACAGCGAUGACAUCAUAAGCAUGGACCUAGGCCUGGUCAAUGCAUCCCUGCUACCUCCACCUGAGUGUGCCCGGCGGGGAGGCCGCCCACGUGGCCCGGGCUGUCACACAGUCCCAGACAUCGCCCUCUUCUCCCUCCUCCUCUUCCUCACCUCUUUCCUCUUUGCCAUGGCCCUGAAGCAUGUAAAGACAAGCCGCUUCUUCCCCUCCAUGAUGCGCAAGGUGCUCAGCGACUUCUCCUCAGUCCUGGCCAUCCUGCUGGGCUGUGGCCUUGAUGCCUUCCUGGGCCUAGCCACGCCGAAGCUCAUGGUGCCAAGAGAAUUCAAGCCCACACUCCCUGGGCGUGGCUGGCUGGUGUCACCUUUUGGAGCCAACCCCUGGUGGCUGAGUGUGGCAGCCGCCCUGCCUGCCCUGCUGCUGUCUAUCCUCAUCUUCAUGGACCAGCAGAUCACAGCAGUCAUUCUCAACCGUAUCGAAUACAGACUGAGGAAGGGAGCUGGCUUCCACCUGGACCUCUUCUGUGUGGCGAUGCUGAUGUUGCUCACAUCAGUGCUUGGGCUGCCCUGGUAUGUCUCAACCACUGUCAUCUCCCUGGCCCACAUGGACAGCCUUCGGAGAGAGAGCAGAGCCUGUGCCCCAGGGGAGGCCCCCAGCUUCCUUGGCAUCAGGUGAGGCCAAUGUUCAGGAGGCUGGUGUGAGAGGUGGGCAGCAAGGCAAGGUAACGGGAACAAUGCAGUUAUUUGGGCAGCUUAAAUUCUAAGCUGGUGACUCUCACUGCUCCAUGAUUACUGCCGUGGGCUGAAUGGGUGGGCUCCGGGCUCUGAGAUGGGUGUGUCAGAUCGUCCCUUUCAUCCCUCAGCCAUGGGACUGGGAGGGCCCUGGAGAAGAGUAUCAUUGAAGCAAAGGCGGAGGCAGCCAGAGUUGAGGAGGGUGGGGUGCCACCUAGUAAUCCCCGCUCAGUGUAGAAGCACCUCAUUGAUGUUACAAAGUAACCAUCACAAAAAUAAUUCCAUAACACAAACUGUCCAAAGUAUGUGAAAUCAACUUUGUAAGCUGUGACAUGAAAGUCUUUAUGGCAGUGUAAAAAUUGCUAAUUUUCCAACAAAAUA
Hipposideros armiger (great roundleaf bat) is the source of this 2815-nucleotide messenger RNA. RefSeq names its product solute carrier family 4 member 9 (gene SLC4A9). Bases 33 to 2378 code for a protein of 781 amino acids. Gene Ontology annotation, cellular component: plasma membrane; basolateral plasma membrane. The record is from RefSeq and is a predicted model, not a curated record. Gene Ontology annotation, molecular function: sodium:bicarbonate symporter activity; solute:inorganic anion antiporter activity; monoatomic anion transmembrane transporter activity. NCBI's taxonomy places the organism in Eukaryota, Metazoa, Chordata, Mammalia, Chiroptera, Hipposideridae. The transcript is spliced from 16 exons. Gene Ontology annotation, biological process: transmembrane transport; bicarbonate transport; monoatomic anion transport.